AUGCUGAUCUUGUACGGGUCGCAGACGGGCACGGCCGAGUCGUACGCCAAGAUCGUGCACUCGUUUGCGAAGGCGCGUGGCCUCGCCUCGCGCAUGAUGCCGGCGAGCAGCUACGACAUGGCCGCGCUUCCGCUCGAGGACGAGAACGUCGUGCUCUUCAUCACGUCGACGUUUUACAACGGCGAGUUCCCCAACAACUUUGCGUCGUGCUGGGAGUACCUCAAGAACGAUGCGCCGGCCAUGCUCAACCUCAAGUUUGGCGUCUUUGGCCUCGGCUGCUCGACGACCAAGGACAACUUUAACCGCGCGGCCAAGUCGGUGCGCGCGCGCCUCCUCGACCUCGAAGCCGUCGAGCUCAUUCCGGCCGCGUACGGCGACGAGCACGACGCGUGCGGCCACGAGACAGCCUUUCGUCCGUGGAUCAAGUCGCUCUGGACCGCGCUCCUCGGCGACGACCAAAAGAUGACGCUGCCCGUGCACUAUGACGUGCGCCAGUUCCACAUGGACGCGCCCCGCGACUUUGGCCCGUCGUUUGGCAACUUUACGGUUGUUAGCAACGAGCUGCUUACGCCCGAGGGCUACGAGCGACCGACGUACCUCCUCACGAUGGACCUCCCAGACGGCAUGAGCUACCAGACAGGCGACCACGUCCAGCUCGCGUACACCAACCCCGACGACCUCGUCGAACGCGCGGCCGCGCGCCUGCGCCUGAACCUCGACACGGUCGUACAGAUGCAGCCGCUCGAGUCCAACUUGCCCAAGACGUUUCCGUCGACGGCGCCCGUGACGGUCCGCGCGCUCCUGAAAGAGUACCUCGACUUGGCUUCGCCGCCGAGCCGGUCGUUCCUCGAAGGUCUCUCGAUGCUCGCGUCGGACCCCGAAGAGGCAGCGUAUCUGCAGAACCUCGCCGAGGACAUGGGCGUCGGCAACCUCUACAUGCGCUACGUGAGCGGCGGCAUGCUCCGCGAGCCGUUCACGCUCAUUGACGUGCUCGAAGACCAUCCGUCGAUCAAGGUCAAGCUCGACCACCUCCUCGGGAACGUCCGGCCCAUCAUGCCGCGCUAUUACUCGAUUUGCUCGAGCCACUUGGUGUCGCCGCGCCAGAUUCAAGUGUGCUACAUGGUCGACCAGUGGUACUGCACAAAGGACCCGACCGUCGUCAUCCAAGGCGCGGCCGCCGGCUUUCUCUCGCACCAAGUGCCCGGCAACCGCGUCACGGCCAAGACGAGCCGCGGCUACUUCAAGAUCCCCGAGACGCUGUACGUGCCGAUCAUUGGCGUCGCGCUGGGUACUGGCAUUGCAUUCUUCCGCGCACUCAUGCAGCACCGCGCGGCCAUGCACGUCGAGUCGCCGGACGCGCCCGUGACGCCGCUGCGUCUCUACUAUGGCGUGCGCCACGCGUCCAAGGACUUUCUCUUCAAGGACGAGCUCCACGGGUGGGAAGAGGAGGGCCUCCUCGAGCUCAUUCCCGCGUGCUCGCACGAUUCGGCGGCCUUUGUGACGCCGGCCACCAAGCUCGCCGAGCACCCGGAGAAGGUCUGUGAGUACCUCGACAAUGGCGGCGUGUACUUUUACUGCGGCAUUGGCGGUGUCAUCCCCAACUACCACGAGGCGUCGGUGCUGCACGCGCUCAUGGAAGGCCACGGCGACGAGACGACGGCGGCCAUCGAGGCCUCGACCAUUGAGGCGCUCAAGGAGUCGGGUCGCUGGCAAGUGGAGGCCUUCUCGCGGUCGCUCGACCACGAAAACGCGCUGCAGCAAGCCCAAGACGUGGUCCUCAACAAGGACCGCCGACCGAUUGCCGAUGUGCUCAGAGACUGCGAGAUGUUUUGCUACCAGUGCGCGCAGACGAGCCAGGGCGUUGCGUGCACCAAGGUCGGUGUCUGCGGCAAGACGCCGACGGUCGCCGCGCUCCAGGACCUCGUCAUGGAGCACCUCAAGCACCUCUCGUGGCUCGCGCACCAGAUUCGGUCGCUGGACGCGGGCGACGACAGCGAGCUCUUGCGCGCGCUCGAUGCCUUUACGCUCGACGCGGCGUCGUCGACGCUCACGAACGCCAACUUUGACCCGAUGCAUUUUGUGGCGCUCGUCGACAAGGCGCUGACGUUCUACGAGCCGCUGCAAUCGCUCUACAACGAGUCGGCCAUGGCGCUCGACGAAGACCCGCUGCCGACGCCGUGGAUCCAUCGCGAGUUGCCGCAGAGCGCGGCCGCCGCCUCGGACGUGGACAUGGAAGACCUCGUCAAGCACAGCAAGAAGGUCGGCGUGCUCUCGCGCCUCGCCUUGCGCGCAACGACGCGCUCGUGGGCCUGCAAGAGAUGCUCGUGCGCCAACGACGCCGAGGUCCAGAGCUUUGUCCACGAAGCGUUUGCGUUCCUCUUGACCAAAGACGCGAGCAACGUGGAUGCGUGCAUUGAGAUGCUCAUGCGCGUCGGCCAAGUCAACCUCGUCGCGAUGGAGCUCCUCGCCAAGGCCAACGGCCCGCAGUCGCCGGCGACCGUCUCGAUCGCGCCCGUGUCGGGCCACGCGAUCUUGGUGUCGGGCCAAGACCUCUAUGUCGUCCGAGCGCUCGUCGCGCAGUGCGCCGCGUACGAAGAAGCCAAUGGCGUGCACAUCAACGUCUUUACGCACGGCGAGCUCCUCACAGCGCAUGCGCACGAAGACCUCCGCGCGUCCGGGCACCUCGCGGGCCACUUUGGCACCGCGUGGCAGCGCCAGUCGAUGGAGUUUGGCCACUUUCCCGGCGCGAUCCUCAUGACGACCAACUGCCUCACGCCGCCCCAGACGACGUACAAGGAUCGUCUCUUCUGCGCCGGCAUGGUGGGCUACCCGGACGUGCCGCACUUGGCGGCCGACGACCUCUCGGCGCUCCUCGACAAGGCGGUCGCGUGCGCCGGCUUCACCGACGACGACGCGACGUUCUCGUACCCGCCCAACCCGUUCGUGCCGUCGGCCACGUCGUACACGGUUGGGUACGGCGUCGACACGCUGGUCGCGCGCGUCGAUGAGAUUGUCGACGCGAUGAACGCGGGCGAGAUCUCGCGCUUCUACAUCGUGGGCGGCACGGACGGCUACGAGGGCGAGCGCACGUACUACACGGACCUCGUGAACGCCUUGCCGCCGACCAGUGUCGUCCUCACGUUUGGCUGCGGCAAGUACCGCAUGAACCACAUGGACCUUGGCACGAUCGGCGAGACGGGCAUUCCUCGGCUCAUUGACCUCGGCCAGUGCAACGACGUGCUCGGCGCGAUCGAGCUCGCCAAGGCGAUCGCUGCCAAGAUGGACGUGACCGUCUCGGACCUCCCGCUCUCGAUCGUGCUCGCGUGGUUUGAGCAGAAGAGCAUCGUGACGAUGCUGACGCUGCUCUCGCUCGGCAUUUGCCACAUGCGCGGCGGCCCCACGACGCCGGCGUUCUUGCGGCCGUCCGUCUUUGAGAUCAUGCGCGACCGGUACAACCUCAAGAUGAUCUCGGUCAGUGCGCCGCGGGACGUGACCAACAUGCUCUACGGCGCGUAA
Messenger RNA from Saprolegnia parasitica CBS 223.65, 3516 nucleotides. RefSeq lists its product as hypothetical. The transcript has 2 exons. The coding region runs from base 1 to 3516 and encodes 1171 amino acids. Gene Ontology annotation, biological process: response to hydrogen peroxide. Lineage: Eukaryota; Oomycota; Saprolegniomycetes; Saprolegniales; Saprolegniaceae. Gene Ontology annotation, cellular component: cytoplasm. Gene Ontology annotation, molecular function: hydroxylamine reductase activity; FMN binding; iron-sulfur cluster binding. The record is from RefSeq and is a predicted model, not a curated record.